UAUUAGUAUUAGGUCCUGUCCAGUGUGAUUGCAAAACAACCCAGUUAGCUGUGAGAAUAAAAAAGGAAAAAAGCUCCUGCCAAGUUUUGUAACGAAAGCCCUGCCCGGUGAGAUCCCUGUUUCUGUGACUCCCUUUUUCCCACUCCCCUGAUUCCUCUCUUUUCCUCUCCUCCCAGCCCCCCUAUAAUACCAGGAAUAGAGAAGGAACUGGGACGCAUCUGGACAGCUGGAAAUGAAACUGGAGAGACACAAGUCAACCACACUAAGAUUUAUGAGGGGUGUGCCUGCCUGACUGGCACAGCAGCAAAGUUAAUCUCUAAGUGUGCACAGAGGGACACGUCUCCUUAACAACAUGCAGCAUUGACAAAAUACUUUCACUCUCCUGGCUUUCACAGCUGUUGUGGACUCCACCUGCACCCAUCUCUGUUUCUAGAUGCUCUGACAUCUCUGAAUACUGACCAGGAGGAAGACACAGACAGGCAGGCCGGCCGGCCAGCAAGAUGGAGGAAUUCUCUACCAGCAACACAGACGGGACAGAGACAUGUGCCAAGGAGAUAGAUCAUGGGACUGUGAGGCCCAGGGGCUCACAUGGGGACCAGCAGAGAGUUAAAGUUCAACUCCAGUCUGAUAACACAGAUGCACCGCCACCACCACCGGAUAAACACUCCAGCAAUGGCUGCCGUGCAAUGGAGUCUCUGGAUGCUGGAUCGAGGCAGAGAGAGUGUGUGACUGUGCCUGCCAGUAAACCUUUGGGUUGCUGCUGUAACGCAAGCUGCAGGAAGGGCCUUGGGCCUUGUGUACUGUGCUGCAGUCAGAUCACAGACGUUUGCAAGGACCCUGACAGUAACACUGCAGUCCAGAGAGCAGGGAUUUCACCUCAGACGUACACAGUUGAUAAAACAGGAUAUGUUACACAGAGCAUUGAAGGUACUGUAGUGCAUCACAACACAGAUGUACGCAGGAGUGUCAUGGAGUUGGAGUCAGAGGAGUUGUCUCCUCUGUGUAAUGCAAUGACACUAUCAGGUGGGGGCAGUAACAAGAACUGGUUUCAGGGCUUGCUCUACCCUGGUACCUCCUUAGGUUAUGAUAGAGGCAAGGAGGCUGUAGGGGGCAAGGAGUCAGGCUCAGAAUCCUCAAUGUCCUCAGUGCCAUCUUCCACAGGAGUCACUACGGGCAGCUUUGCCUUCUGUCUGGUGGAGGAGGUGACAUCAUCAACAGUCACCGACACCAGCUCUGUCCAUAGACUCAGAGAUGUCCACAUCAGCCCAGGGGGCAAAGCCGAAACUAAAAUGUGCUCUACAUUGGCACUCCUUCCCACCAGCCCUUCCAAAAGCCCCACGGCUUUAAAGAUGGCCUCAGACAAUGGGUUAGGAUCUGACUGCGAGACUGAGGAUAACUUUUCAUAUAAUAUGCAAGAGUGUUCGACGGUCCUGGUCUGUAGAUUUUUGAGGGAAAACCAGAGGGCGAAGAAGUCGAUGUGUACAGGAACCAGGGCUAUCAUCAGGACGUUACCCACAGGGAGGAUCGCUGAGGAGGCGUGGAACACUGUCUGCAAAAGGGAGCCCCUCCAGGUGUGGGAUGAGGAUGACCACCACACUUCUGGGGGAUACAGUGGACACAGUUCAACCUCUCAGAGUCUACAUCUGCAAGUGUGUAAACUUCUCCUUGGAAAAACAGGAGACUUGUUUUUUGAGGCAUGCCAUACCCUGAGUUCUGAUGUAAGGGUGGCCAGUUCAGGAGCUCUACUCCUGUCUUCCAGGAAGCUGCUGUCUGCAGAGAAGAGGGCCACAUUGCCAUGGCCGGAAGGAGGAGGGGCGUGUAGCUACCGAGCAACUCUACAGAGGACUGACAUUUCUGCCUACAUCUCAGGGACCCUUCUGGAAGUGGUUCUGUCCAUCGGCAACACGGGCGUCAAUGACUUCUCUCCUCCCUGUAUCACCACAAGUCCCUUGGGCUGGGCUGUCCUGAAAGAGCGUCAACUGCACUCCCCCAUGGUGGGAUCCAGCGUGGUGCCGGCGGCUCCACUGACGGAGGUCAACAAGGAGCUGUCUGACCUCCAACCCCUGGUCAGUUUCCCGGAGGAGAUGGCCUACAUUCUCAUGGAUCAGGAGCUGCAGCUCUACAGCCGGAUCCUACCCCAGGACUACCUCUGCUUCCUCACCCUCGACCUGGGGGGCCCUGGCCAGCCACAGCCCCAGGGGCAGACACACCAACCUGUACAACCCCAUCUUAUGGCUGGCUGCAGUCGGCCCCACAACGCAGUAAAGGACCUGGUCACAAGGUUCAAUGAGGUGAGCUCCUGGGUGACCUGGAUGAUUCUGACAGCAGGUUCUAUGGAGGAGAAGAGAGAGGUGUUCUCAUGUCUGGUCCACGUGGCCAGGUGCUGUUGGAACAUGGGAAACUACAACACUGUCAUGGAGUUCCUGGCUGGACUCAGGUCUCGCAAGGUGCUAAAGAUGUGGCAGUUCAUGGAGCAGUCGAACAUCGAGACCAUGUGUGCCCUGAAGGAUGCCAUGGCGCACCACGGGACGUCUGCAGAGUACAGGAAGGUGGUCUCGCGUGCUCUCCACACCCCGGGCUGCAGGGUGGUGCCCUUCUCUGGGGUCUUUCUGAGAGAGCUAGGGGAGGCCCUGGAUGGAGCAGCUAGCCUGAUCAACCUCAGACCACGCCUCAGCUCACAGGACUCUGUGGAGUUUGUCUCUGACUACAACGGACAGGACAACUUCCUGCAACGGGCGGGGCCAGAUGGGCUCAACCAAGCAGAGAAGGAAGCAACCAUCAACAACAUCCUCCAGACCAUCCGUAGCUGCAACCGCAGUAUGGAGUCUGAGGAUUGGGAGGAGUCUGGAGGGUCUGGUGACGGGAGCAUCACUGGCUCACGUAAAAACUCCUUCAAGGAUGGCAACCACAACCAGUUCACCAUGGGCGAUCUCUCUGAGUCUGCGGGUGACCUAUCUGACCUAUCACAGGGCAAAGACCCAGACUUCCAGGGUAUGGGUGAGAGGACUCAGAAGGCCUUUGCCCACGGUACAGAGCUCAUGCCCUGGUACGUCCUCUCCCUCCACCCCCACGUACACCACUUCCUCCAGCAGGGCGCUACUGUGAUCCACUAUGACCAGGACUCCCACCUCACCGCCCGCUGCCUGCUCCGACUCCAACCCGACAAUUGUAUCCUCACCUGGGCCAAGCUCCAGAGUGAGGGCCUCCCUGGUUCUAGCCCCGGCCCUGACUCCUCAAUGCUCCGGAGCCCCACUGGGUCAGGGUACUGUGGGAAGCUAAUACUGAACAGCCUGGCGGAUGGAUUCCUGGAUCUCUCCGUGGCGAAAGCUGUCUUCAUGGGCCAUCCUGGGGCUGACAUUCAGGCGGUAUGCCUGCAGAACAAGCUCUCAUUUGGACUGAGCCUGGAGGAGUGUGGGGUGACUCUGCUCUAUGGGCUCCAUACAACAGACAACAGGUUAUUACACUUUGUGGCCCCGAGAAACACAGCUAGGAUGGUGUACGCUGGGCUGGAGUCCCUGUUAGCUGUUCACAGGAGAAUGAGGAGGUUCCCUGACCAAAGGUUGCAGUGGCUCCGGAGGAAGUACGUCAACCUCUAUCAGGAGGAUGGCAGGUACGAGGGUCCAACUCUAGCCCAGGCCAUCGAGCUGUUUGGGGGCAGGAGAUGGAGUGUGGGUGCUGGUAGCAUGGAGAAGUCUGGAGCUCUGAAGAACAACCAUCUCACUGUGACCAAUCAGAAGACGGUUAACUCCAAUAAAAUUAAAAAGAAGGUUGGGACCAGGGGGGACAGUGGGGAUGCCACAGACGAUGAGAUGGUGUCACAGAAGGUGACGAGUGGUUGGGAUAUCCUAGGGCGGAAUGCACCGGACCUGACAGACAACAUGGACCAAGACCAGGAAGACAGCAGCUCCUAUGGUUUCCCUGAGCCUCUCUCCUCCUCUUCCAUGGCCAUUAGCACCUCUUCCUCCUCCAUCUCCAAGAUAAAGCAAAGCAGUCUGGAAGUUGACAUUAUCUACAAUUGGGUGAAUUGGGGCCUCCAACUUUUUGUUUCCAUGUUGGUGUGUAGUAUCCGGAGUCGUAAGGACCUGAAGAAUUUGUUUGAUGCCCAUGCUGUGUCCUGUGGUCAGUCUGCCUCUGAACCUGCUCCUCUCUACACUCACCUCCGCAUCGACGACAGAGUCACAGGAAUACAGCCAGAUCUGGACCUUCUGACACGUAAUGGCCUGGACUUUGGUCUUUCCAUCUGGAUCAUGAGACACAUGUCAGACAAUCAGAAGCAUAUUUCAGACGCCAUAGCUGCAGCCAGCAUCGUGACCAAUGGUACUGGCGUGGAGAGUGCCUCGCUGGGAGCUCUGGGCAUGACCAUCAUGCACCUCAACGACUUCCUGGUCAACUGUCAGGGAGAGAACCACUCACAUGAUGAAGUCCUAAGAAUCAUCCAGACAUUUGAACCAUCUACCACUUUGCAUCAGAUUGGCUGGAUGUCCUUUGAGGGAUUUGCCCGGUAUCUGAUGGACAAGGACAACUCUGCUUCCAAACUGGAAGAGUCUCCGCUGAAUGUUGAAGAACUCCAUUACCCUCUGUCUUACCCUCUGUCUUACUACUACAUCGCUACAUCACACAACCUGACCUCCCACCAACUCAAGGGAGAGUCGUCUGUGGAGCUGUACAGCCAGGUGCUCCUCCAGGGAUGUAGGAGUGUUGAACUGGACUGUUGGGAUGGAGAUGAUGGCAUGCCAAUCAUCUACCAUGGACACACCCUCACUACCCGCAUACCCUUCAAGGAUGUGGUGGAGGCAGUGAACCGCUCUGCCUUCGUGACCUCUGACCUACCUGUGAUGCUGUCCAUAGAGAAUCACUGCUCCCUGCCGCAGCAACGCAAGAUGGCCGACAUAUUCAAGACGGUGUUUGGGGAUAAGCUGGUGACAAAGUUCCUGUUCGAAAGUGAUUUCCUGGGCGACCCACAGCUGCCUUCACCAUGGCAACUGAGGGGGAAAAUCCUCCUCAAGAACAAGAAGCUAAAAGCUCACCAGACGCCAGUGGACAUCCUCAAACAGAAGGCUCACCAGUUGGCCCAGAUGCAUUCUCAGGCCAGUAGUGUGAUGCCUCCUCCCUACCCAAUCAUUGACGAUCAAGAGGAAGAAGAGGAUGAGGAUGAAUACGACUAUGAGUAUGAAUCCCUAUCUGAUGCUGACGCCCUGGCUUUAUCUACUGCUUCUUCUCUCCCAGAAGAUAAUAUCCUGGAGGAUAGGCCUGAGGGAAAGUAUCUUCCACGGGAGAAGUUACAGACCAAACACAGUGACGAAGUCCCCAAGAAGAUGAAGAAAUGCGAGAGAGCUACUCACAACAAAGCAGAAACACAUGUAUUUGGCAAGGAGCUGGAGGAAGAGUUCAAGCUGCCUCGAAGCAAGAAGGAAGGACGCCAGAUAGCCCUGGAGCUCUCAGAUCUGGUGAUCUACUGCCAAGCUGUCAAAUUCCCAGGUCUAUCCACUUCCAGGGAGAGAAAAGAGAGACAGGAAGUUCUUUCUCCUAAAGGAAAGGGAAGGAGGUACAUCUUUGGGAAAGAUCCAGAGAAAGGUGUUCCAGGGGACCCAUCGACAGUGAUGCGCACCCCAGGGAGAGGAGCAGCAUCAGAGGGCCCCCGUUCCAACUGGGAAGAACCACCCACCUCCCCUCUGUACACCUGUAAUGCCUCCCUCAGCUCCCUCAUCCACACCCCAAAGUGCUACCAUGUCUCCUCAGUCAAUGAGAACGCCGCAAAACGCCUGUGUCGCCGCUACGCCCAGAAGCUGAUCCAACACACCAGCGCCCAGCUCCUGCGGACCUACCCAGCAGCCACACGUAUCGACUCCACCAACCCUAGUCCCCUACUCUUCUGGCUGCAUGGAAUACAGCUGGUCGCUCUCAACUACCAGACCGAUGACCUUCCCUUGCAACUGAAUGCCGCCAUGUUUGAGCCUAACAGGGGUUGUGGGUACGUCCUGAAGCCCCCGGUCCUGUGGGACCCCAGCUGCCCACUCUACGGACACUUCUGCCCCCUGGACAGAGACCCAAGGGGGAUGAGCCCCGUCCUGUUGUCUCUCACUAUUAUCUCUGGUCAGAAUCUAUGCCCAGGGACUACAGCAGGCAGUCCAUGCAUCGAGGUAGACAUCCUGGGGAUGCAGGCUGACGGGUGUCACUUCCGCACCAAACCCGUUCACCGUAACCCCCUGAACCCCAUAUGGAACCAGAGCUUCCACCUCCCCCUGCUCAUGGCUGACCUGGCCUUCCUACGGUUUACUGUGGUGGAACACAACAGCUCCCAGACCACCGCUCAGAGAAUCAUAUCACUCAGAGCACUCAGGACAGGAUACAGGCACGUGCAGCUGAGGAAUCAGCACAACGAGGUCCUGCCAGUCUCCAGUCUGUUCAUCUACAGCCGUACAUCUGAAGACAGCGGAAAAGCAGGUUCACGGCCUGCAUCAUGGCUCUUCAGCACAGAGGAGCGUAGGGCUGCUGUGCAGUACAGAGUCACCGUCCAUGGAGUCCCUGGGCCUGAGCCUUUUACGGUGGUGGGUGUGAGGGAGAGGACCACUGCCAGAGAGCUCCUACACAAUAUCCUUCCAUCCCUCUCCUCAUCUACUCUAGUCUCCCUCCCUUCUUACUUCCUGAUGGAAGAGAGGGUGACAUUGCCCCGUCAGAGGGGGGAGGCUCAGGGUGAGGUUCGGGGUGAGAGGGGGGAGGUUCGGAGGCCUCUCCUGCAGAGGACGAUCAGGCCUGAGGAAGAGAUACUCAGGGUUGUUGAGAGCUGGAACCCUGACGAAGGCUACCUGGGCAGAGUAUGCCUCAAAACGAGAGAAAAGCUUGUGAAUGAUGAGAAGCCAGUUAUAGAGGAGAUGGAGGUCAGCUGUGGACUGGAGGACGAUUCCUUUCUGGUGGAAGUACAUGGAGUGUCUCCUGACCAAUCACCAGUGACCCUCAGAGCUCCCAGACACAUCACAGGCAAUGACCUCAUCCGACAGACACUGAGGAAAGCCAGACAGUCCAGCCUCCUGCUGUCAGCGGGCAACACCAGUGACUACAUUCUGAUAGAGGAGGUAGUCAAGGAGCCCCUGGGGCGCAGGUUCCCUGCCAGACCCACCCAGAGGAUCCUCCUGGACCAGGAAUGUGUAUUCCAGGCCCAGGGGAGGUGGAGGGGACAGGGGAAGUUCAUCCUCAGGCUCAGGGAGCAGGCUCAGGGAAAAGAGACAGCUCAGCAUGAAGACUGUGUCAGACCUGUUCGCGAGGAUCGGCGGAAAGGAAUAUCGUUGGCGAGUGAGUUGAAACGACUGACAGGCCGGAGCCGGGCCAUAUGGAUCGGGGCUCACGCCUGCUCUGAGGUGGUGCACAGCAAUGAUGAGAGGGCUGUGUGCUGUCUGCAUCGGAGUGAGACCAGAGAGUGACAUAUCCAAGAUGGGCUGACACUGGGAAGAUGUGGAAUUGGAGCCGUGCAACUCCUAGGUGUCUGAUGUGAUUUGGACCAGGCAAUAAGCCUAAUCUACAUCUACCUAGAGCUGGAAAUUGCACCUUAUCGGCAUGUGCAUUUAUUGAAGCCUUGCAUUAGUUCCCCAAGCAAAUGCCUAACGAAAAUGGGGAGAAUCUCAAUUGGAUUUCCUUGCCUCCUUUUCGAAAUAAAUGCACUUGUCAUCAGGCAAAUUACAUUUACAGAGGUGGAAUCACAUUGUCUGUUAAAAACAGUAAGAUAAAUACACAUGUAGCUAGAGUCCAUUCCAUUCUCCUUUUUUCUGUCCUUGUGGCACGCAGAAGACCCAGGUUCGAAUCCAGUCGGAGAUGAAAGACGAACACACUGACUGUAAGACAGACCAGCAGAUGGUGAUAUUGUGGCAAGUUUGAAGUGGCUGGAGGAAAUGUGAAGAAUCUCAAUUAGAUUUCCUCGCGUCCUCUCCUCGCCUCCUUUGAGUCGAGGAGAUGAAAACAGGAAAUAAAUGUGCUUGUCAUCAGGCAAAUUAUGUUUAGAGGUGGAAUCCCAAAAUACAUGUUUAAAGUGGUUUACAAAUUCUAGUUAUGCUAGACAUUUUAUAGAUAAAAGGUUAAAUAAGUAGAGUAUCAUUUUUAAAUGUGUACAUGCUUUUCCCCUCUGAGAAAAUAGUUGUUUCAAAGGAGGUGUGGCUGAUUUCAAAACACCUCAGCGGUAGGAUACACCCGAGCAUCCUUUGCCGGAGGUGGCCGUCGAGGAGAGGAGCCAAACUCCUUCGUUGACCUAUUAACAAAUUAAACGCUCCUACAUAUGCCAAACCCUUACUGGAUUCCAGGUCACGGAGGAGAGGAAGGACUAUUCCCAAUUGAGAAUCUCCCAUGGUCAGAUUCAAAUAAUCAGACAGACAAUUUCACCCAUCAUCCCUCAAAACUAAUUUCUACAUUAACUCCAAACAUGUUUUAAUAUUUUUCUCUAUUUUACAUUACUGCUGGUGUACAAUACUGCAAUAUUACUGUCAUAUUAGUAUAUUAAACAUUCCCAGUGC
Molecule: messenger RNA, 8498 nt
Organism: Oncorhynchus mykiss (rainbow trout)
Lineage: Eukaryota; Metazoa; Chordata; Actinopteri; Salmoniformes; Salmonidae
Source: RefSeq, a predicted model, not a curated record